CCAUGUCAGAGCUUCAACCAAUGAACGCUCCCGUCACUGAAAGGAUAAUGGCGUCGCUCUCGAGCAGAUGCUGAAAAACAUUAACGUUUAGAGCUGUAAAUACGCGUAGGUUUGGAAUUUAAACAUAUAAUUUAAGAAUGAAGGUGGUAAACCUGAAGCAAGCCAUUCUGCAGGCUUGGAAAGAGCGCUGGAGUGACUACCAGUGGGCUGUUAAUAUCAAGAAGAACUUUCCCAAAGGAGCAACCUGGGAAUAUCUUAACCUCGCAGAGGCGUUAAUGGAACAGGCGUUGAUUGGUCCGUCUCCAAAUCCACUUAUACUCUCUUAUCUCAAAUAUGCCAUAAGUUCACAGAUGGUGUCUUAUUCGAGCGUGCUCAUAGCUAUUAGCAAGUUUGAUGAUUUUUCAAGGGAUCUGUGCGUGAAAUCUCUGCUGGAGGUCAUGGACAUGUUUUGCCACCGUCUCACCUGCUACGGGAAAGCCGAGGAGUGCAUCGGGCUGUGCCGCGCCCUGCUCGGGGUGGUCGUGUGGCUGCUGCAGGGGUGCGCUUGCUACUGCGAGAGGCUGAGGGAGCCGUGUCUGUCGAGCGCCACCGAGGCCUGUCUGGCGGAGUGCCGGGAGAGGCUGCACAAACUCAUGAGCAGCACCAAGAACAGAGCCCUGGUGCACAUCGCUCGGCUGGAAGAUCAAGGGUCCUGGAGUAUUGUAGAGCAAGCUGUUCUUAAAGUGAGCGACGGCCUCGGUUGUAUAACUAACCCAACGCUGCGGACGCAAUUAGAGGAAAGCUUGUCACUGGUGAAAGGUAUCCCGCUGAUGCUGUCCGUGCAGUGCGAGCCGCUGCUGCACGCCUCCUUCCCGUCGAUCCACGCGUUCAUCAUGCUCGAGGGCACCAUGAAUUUGACGGGGGAGACGCAGCCGAUGGUCGAGCAGCUGAUGAUGAUCAAGAGGAUGCAGAGAAUCCCUACGCCAUUCUUUGUGAUGGAGAUCUGGAAGGCUUGUUUUACUGGCCUCAUCGAGUCACCAGAGGGCACCGAGGAGCUCAAAUGGACUGCCUUCACGUUCCUCAAGAUUCCGCAAGUUCUCCUCCGACUGAAGAAGUACCCCCAGGGUGACAAAGGACAGGACUUUACGGAGGAUGUGAAUGUUGCCUUUCAGUAUCUACUCAAACUGACGCCACUGCUGGACAAAGCUGAUCAAAGAUGCAACUGUGACUGCCUGGGCAUGCUGCUGCAGGAAUGUAACAAGCUCGGUCUCCUGUCCGACUCAAACGCCGAGGUCCUCACAUCAAAACGGACGGAGGACAGGAAGUUCUCCUCGAAACUAAAAACCGCGGAAAAUGCAAAUAUCCAACCAAACCCUGGCCUCAUCCUCCGAGCUGAACCCACUGUCACCAAUAUUCUCAAGACAGUAGAUGCCGACCACUCCAAGUCGCCGGAGGGCCUUUUGGGUGUCCUUGGCCACAUGCUGUCCGGGAAGAGCUUGGAUCUGCUCCUGGCAGCCGCGGCCGCCACGGGGAAACUCAAAUCCUUUGCCCGCAAGUUCAUCAAGCUUAAUGAGUUUCCCAAGCACAUCAGCGGCGAAGGAUCCAAGUCUGCGUCUGUCCGGGCCCUGCUGUUCGACAUCUCCUUCCUGAUGCUUUGCCACGUAGUGCAGACGUACGGCUCUGAGGUUGUCCUUUCCGACCCCAGCCCCUCAGGGGAGACGCCCUUUUUUGAAACGUGGCUGCAAACGUGCAUGCCUGAAGAGGCGAAGAUCCUGAACCCGGACCACCCCUGCUUCAGGCCCGAGCCUGGGAAAGUCGAGAGUCUGGUGACCCUGCUGAACAAUUCCUCGGAAAUGAAGCUAGUUCAAGUGAAAUGGCAUGAAAUCUGCCUCAGCACCCCGGCGGCCAUUUUGGAAGUCCUGAAUGCAUGGGAGAACGGCGUUCUGUCGGUGGAGGCAGUGCAGAAGAUCACUGACAACAUCAAGGGCAAAGUGUGCAGUAUGGCGAUCUGUGCGGUGGCGUGGCUGGUGGCCCACGUCAGGAUGCUGGGGCGGGACGAGAGGGAGAAGCCUCAGACCAUGAUCCGGCAGCUGGUCACCCCGCUCUAUGGCGAAAACACACUGCAGUUUUACAGCGAACGGGUGAUAAUAAUGAGCUCCAUCAUGGAGCACAUGUGUGCCGACGUCUUCCAGCAAACUGCGGCGACUCUGCGGCCCCCCAUGGAGGGCCAGGAGCCAAUCCCCUAUCGCAACCUAUUACCUGCCAAGGAGCCCAUCCGGGCCGCCCUCACCAAGCAGUUCCAGGUGGUGCUGCGCAAAGGCUGGGUGGAGAGCCGAGCGUUGCAUCUGUUCCAGAGUCUGCUCAACAUGGGCGGCGUCUUCUGGUUCACCAAUAAUUUGGUCAAGGAGCUGCUGAAGGAAACCCGUCAGGAGUGGGCUCAUCGUGUGGUGGAGUUGCUUUACAGCAUUUUCUGUCUGGACAGUCACCAGAUCACGCUGACCUUGCUGGGCACCAUCGUGCCCAACCUGCUCACCGACUCCGCCCACUGGCACAGCCUGGUCGACCCACCUGGCAAAGCCCUGGCCAAGUUGUCGGUGUGGUGCGCGCUAAGCUCGUACUCGUCCCACCACAAAGGCUCGUGCUCGGCUCAUCAGCGGAGAAGACAGCGAGAAGAUAUCGAGGACUACAGCAGCCUCUUUCCUUUGGACGACACUCAACCCUCAAAACUCAUGCGCCUCCUCAGCUCCAAUGAGGAUGAGCCUGUUGCACUUUCAAGUCCAGGAGACCGUUCUAUGAGCAGCUCCCUGUCUGCCUCGCAGCUCCACACCGUCAACAUGAGAGACCCACUCAACCGCGUCCUGGCCAACCUUUUCCUUCUCAUUUCCUCCAUCCUGGGCUCCAAGAUGGCGGGGCCUCACACCCAGUUUGUGCACAGCUUCAUGGAGGAGUGCGUGGAAUGCUUGGAACAGGGAAGUCGCGGAAGCAUCCUGCAGUUCAUGCCUUUUACAAUGGUCUCUGAGUUGGUGAAGCUGCCCGCUCUGGCCAAACCCAAAGUGGUCCUGGCCGUCACCGACUUGACUCUGCCCCUGGGGCGAAGAGUGGCGGCGAAAGCCAUCGCUGCCCUGUAAACACUUGAGGUUCAUACACGAGAAGUUUGGGCCAUUUGGCUUUCCGUUGAAAUUUCACAAUGAUCUUGAAAUGCACUUUAACCUGUAUAGAUGAUCUUAAGUUGAUCUCUAAAUUUUCCAUUUCUUCGACGUUUCCGUCAUUUUUGCACAGGUUCCUUUUCUCUAAGAAGGAGCAAAAUUCCCAACAGGUGUUUUGAUCCAUUUAAACUUUUCUUAAUUUGAAAACUACUGCUGAGACUGUGACCCUCUAAGCCAGGGGAGUCAAACUCAUUUUUGUCCCGGGCCACAUUUUACUUCGGGUUUCCCUUUAAAAGACCAUCAUGACUGUGAAACCAUAAAAAUCUUUAACCGCCUCAUCAUAUUUACACGUGAAAUUUAUGAACUAGUUUUGGAAUCGGAAAUCAAGGGUAAAAUGCUUGUAAUAGCUCAAUGUUAUCAUUUAUGACGUGACAAUUUGAAAUUUUGGGACAGAUUUUAACAAAAAUCAUGGAAGUCGAUACGCAUGAUUCGCCUCCGCGGGCCACAUAAAAUCAUGCGGCGGGCCGGAUCUGGCCCCCGGGCCUUGUGUUUGGUACCCGUGCUCUAAGCUUAGGAGUGAUGAAAUGUUACACGCCAUCUUUGUGUCAUUAUGUCAAAAUAUGAGGAGAUGAUGACAGCUAUUUAAUGUAAUAAUAAUUCUAAUUGAACCGGUAUCGACACUGGUUGUGAAUUUUGCAGUGGAUAAGGUCAAAUUUAGUUCACCCGUUAAAGUUGAAGUGCAUUUUAGGUUCUUGGUGAGAAUUUACCCGAAACCCGAAUAUUCCUAACUUUUUGUGAGGAGUGUAUAUUUUGAAUUAGCCGGCAAAGUGAUCCAACCGACCUCAACGUGAUUUUAUACUAUUCUUUUUGACUUUUCAUUUCUGUGUUUGUAAACGUUUGCUACAUUUUGAUAUCACGUCAAGAUUAAAAAAAAAAAAGGGGUGGGGGGGGAUUUUCUUUUUAAAAAGCAAAAUGUUGUCAUCUGGUUCCUAAUGCCAUCUAUUAGUGAACGUUUGCAACAUCCUCGAGUCAGGUGCGGGGUCACAUGUUUAGCGACGUCAGCACAUGACCGCGGGAGUCUUUUCAUCAGCCCGAGUGACGUUUGCGGUCGCCGGGAGUCAUCCAGCCGCUUACAACACUUCCUCUCGGAAGGCCGCGAGAGUCGUAAGGCGCCGACCUCCUUCCCUGUUGUUCCCGUGAGUUCCGCGCAGUCUGAAUCAAAUGGAAUUGUACAAGUCUUGGGUGUCCAUAAAGUUUUUGUUUUGUCUUUU
Syngnathoides biaculeatus (alligator pipefish) is the source of this 4396-nucleotide messenger RNA. RefSeq names its product mediator complex subunit 24 (gene med24). Gene Ontology annotation, cellular component: mediator complex. The transcript has 26 exons. The record is from RefSeq and is a predicted model, not a curated record. Gene Ontology annotation, molecular function: transcription coregulator activity. Lineage: Eukaryota; Metazoa; Chordata; Actinopteri; Syngnathiformes; Syngnathidae. The coding region runs from base 138 to 3107 and encodes 989 amino acids.